Pararge aegeria (speckled wood butterfly) is the source of this 725-nucleotide messenger RNA. RefSeq lists its product as uncharacterized. NCBI's taxonomy places the organism in Eukaryota, Metazoa, Arthropoda, Insecta, Lepidoptera, Nymphalidae. Bases 1 to 582 code for a protein of 193 amino acids. The record is from RefSeq and is a predicted model, not a curated record. The transcript has 6 exons.
AUGGAAAAUACAAAUCAGGCCCCUACAGCCGGCAUUGGCGUUCGCAGAGAACCAUCUAGUGAUCCCGUCAAAGCGCAAGGAAUUCUAAAAUCGGUUAGCAAAAAAGAGAAGCACGCUGCACGUCUUUGGCAUCAACGAUGGGAUUUCUUGACUCGGGUACGCGAGGUACAAGAAGAAGAAGCCCUGAGCAUGGGUAUGUCUCUGGAUGAGUAUCGAGCAGCCGUUCGAUCCGUGAGCUGCAAACCGGAAAAAGAGAUUUCCGUCGUUGUUAAACCUUCGUCUUUACCACUUCCGCUCACCAGUGCCGGUGUAAUAGGCCGUCGAGCACUGUGUGGUUUAGAGGGAUUCGGACCACAAGUGAAAACUGUUCGUGACUACCCCAUCCGUCCACCAUUACCGCCCGGACAAAUAUACGACCCUUAUAAGCAGACAAUGGUAUUCCUAGGGAGCGUGGAAGGAGAUCCAAUAUCGUACAAACUGCCGCGAGCGCGAUUCGAAAUCAAGGACGAGAUGUGGGCAGAACCGCAGCAGCUCUGUAUAAGCUCAUUUCCUUGGGAGUCAAUAGAAAAGACGUCUAUAUAACCAGCAGUGGACAUCGUGCCUUUUGGGAGUCAAUAGAAAAGACGUCUAUAUAACCAGCAGUGGAAGUCGUGCCUUUUGGGAGUCAAUAGAAAAGACAUCUAUAUAACCAACAGUCGACGUCGUGCCUUUUGGGAGUCAAUAGA